AUGGCGUCCAAUAGCCGCACGGCUUCUGUACCUAUCGCGGGGAACACGGCCGCAAUGUCGCCUACCUCGCAGCGGCCAGACACCAUUACUGUCAAGGGCUUCAAGAUUUCAACCCAAAAGCUUCCAAUUCUCAAGGCAGGGCCCAUUGAAGCAAUGGCGAAAAAGCUUGGUAUCGCCCCACCAGAAAUGAUCUUUGGGGAUAACUUUGUUUCUAUUGAACAUGAGAAGAGUGGAUGGAGCAUUCACUUCAACGCUUUGGACGCCUUAGACCGCGUUGAUAAAACGGGAGAAUCAAUGCUUGAGGUAGCACAUUCAAAAGAAUGGCAAAAAAGCAGAGAGACAACUCAUGAAGGUAUCAAAGAUGUCAUCAAACCAUUUGACUGGUCCUACAGUACAGAUUACAAGGGCACUGUAUUGUCCAUUCAAGGCCCCGACUUCGAGGAGACCUCAAAGCCCAUACCCAUUGAACUGCUGAAACGCCCUGACCCAAUACUUUUCUUCGAUGAAGUAAUAUUGUACGAAGAUGAACUCGCCGAUAAUGGUAUUACUAUGCUGUCUUGUAAAAUUCGCGUUAUGCAGGACAGACUUCUUCUUCUCUCGCGGUUCUUCUUGAGAUUAGACAACGUUCUUUUCCGACUUCGGGACACCAGGGUAUAUGUCGAUUUCGAGAAAUCAGAAGUUAUAAGGGAGUAUCAGUCCAAAGAGUGUGAUUACGGCAUCGUCAGACAGAAGUUAGCAAGCGCACGGGAUGAUAUACCCGCUAUCAUGAGGGACCCUAACAGGCUCUCCGAACUUCUUCCCCUUGUUGACCGACGACUAGAACGCGUGGUUCUCGACGGAUAG
Molecule: messenger RNA, 843 nt
Organism: Aspergillus nidulans FGSC A4
Lineage: Eukaryota; Fungi; Ascomycota; Eurotiomycetes; Eurotiales; Aspergillaceae
Product: protein jipA
Exons: 3
Coding region: 1-843 (280 amino acids)
Source: RefSeq, a predicted model, not a curated record